UUAUCCCUCUGAUCAGCCAUGGAUCCAACGAUUGAGAAGGAGUCAAAAGCCCCAAUCGACGGUGAAUCACACUCCAUCCAUUCGCAGCCGUCAACAGGAGAACUGUUUUCCAGCGCCAAAGUUGUGGCGGAUGCAGCGCAGUCUGCGUACAAGCGGGAAGAUUUCGACAAGGCGAAAGCGGCCGGAGCCGCUGAGGAUAUUCUGAGCGCAGCCUCCAAGUACGGUAAAUUGGAUGAUAAGGGCUAUGCUAAGUACGUGGAUCAGGCUGAAGGAUAUCUCCACAAGAUACGGGGAGAAGGCGGCCACGUGGAGGUGAAACCGUCGGAGGACGUGAAACCGUCAGAGGACGUGAAACCAGGUGGUGGUGGGUAUGGGGAUUACAUGAAAAUGGCGGAAGGGUUGGUGAGCAAGUACCAAUCUGAGGAAGAAAACCAAUCAAAUGACUCGGGAAAGAAGGAGGAGAAGAAGGAGGAGACUUCAGGAUCAGCUCCUACUCAAAAAUUUCAAAUGGAGGAUUCCCUUUAAAAUUUCGAUGCUCACCAAGGCCAACUAGGA
This is a messenger RNA of Impatiens glandulifera, 555 nucleotides long. Its product is annotated as nodulin-related protein 1-like. The record is from RefSeq and is a predicted model, not a curated record. The coding region runs from base 19 to 525 and encodes 168 amino acids. The transcript has 2 exons. Gene Ontology annotation, biological process: regulation of abscisic acid biosynthetic process; response to heat. Lineage: Eukaryota; Viridiplantae; Streptophyta; Magnoliopsida; Ericales; Balsaminaceae.